CGUCACACUCCUGACACUCUGUUUCAUGUCCAUCGUUCAUGCUGCUCCUUUCGUCCGCAAAAGAGCAGAAGCAUAUAAACUUGGUUGUCAUGAAUUCGCAUGGCUGCAGUAGUAGUGACCCCAAGAUGCAGGAACCGGGAGAGUAAAGAUCAGUGUGUGCGGGAGCCAAAGUACGGCCCCAGCCCCCCAGAGAGCCCAACCCAAAGCAGCAGACGCCAUGCCCAGGGUACAAGGGACUACCAGCCCCACGCAGUCAGGCCGGCCAGCACUGCCAGGUCACAGACAGAUGCGCCUGGCAAAGGACAAGGCACGGGAGAAGCAGGGAACAGCCAUCCAGCGAAAGACCACACCCCACAAGGGCAGAAAGGCAGGACGCCCCGCCCCGAGGGGCCCAGAGACUCCCCGCAGCCGGACGCGAAGACCGCCCCGCCCCUCCAGCAACUGGGACCCCACAAGCCCAACCCAUUCCAGGAGAGCACGGCGGGGUCCUCCCACACACCCAAGUCAGCCGCAGCAGAACCACCCAGCACUGGGCCACAGGAACCACCCACUUCUGCAGGGACCCCAACGAUGGUAGAUGGAACAUCCAGUAACUGCCCUGGUGGGUCGUCCCCCUGGAAGAAAAAGAAAAAGAGAUCACAGAAGCACUGCUGA
Messenger RNA from Entelurus aequoreus (snake pipefish), 654 nucleotides. RefSeq lists its product as uncharacterized. The record is from RefSeq and is a predicted model, not a curated record. The transcript has 3 exons. Bases 100 to 654 code for a protein of 184 amino acids. NCBI's taxonomy places the organism in Eukaryota, Metazoa, Chordata, Actinopteri, Syngnathiformes, Syngnathidae.